AAAGCAUGGCGGCAACCCAAAUUAAUUCUAAUAAUAACGUGCCAGUUUACGAAUAUACGGAUAUAAAUACAAAACCGUUUCAUGUUGGCGCUUUUCUAAGUCUGUGGAAAGAGACCCUGAAACCUAGUGAUUAUUCUUUUCAAGAUACACCAGAGGAAAGGGAGGAUGCCGAAUUUGCAGAAGAGAUGGGAGUCCCCUCAGAAACAGUUGAUGAGCUCAAAGCUAUCUGCAGCCCGCAUACUUUAAACAGUCAUCCAGAAGAUGAGAAUCUUGAUAAGGACGUUGUACCGGAGAACCCCAGUCUGCAAACCUUACGGCUGAGGAAGAAGAGGCAGGACUAUAAAGAAACCCUUCUUAGAGACAUGACGUGCCGACAGGACGUUUAUGCCAAUGAACUGGAAAUCCUGGCAAUGGGCAGGAGGCCUGAAGAUCCUGAGGACCUGGUGCCGGAAGGGGAGCUCAUUCUGAGUGUCAACGUCCUGUACCCAGUUAUAUUUGAGAGGUUUAAGAACGUCCGGCCUCACCAGACCUUCCAGGUGCUGGGGUCCCAGAAGCUGACGCAGCUGCGGGAUGCUGUGUGCUGUGUGAGUGACCUGCAGGUGAGCGGGGAGUUCAGCAACACACCAGAUAUGGCCCCGGAGUUCAUCAGCAAGGAUCACUACAAGUCGGCAUUCUUUUACUUCGAAGGAGUCUUUUACAAUGACCUGCGCUACCCGGAGUGCACAGAUCUCAGCCUGACCGUUUUGGAAUGGGCAAAAACCCAUGACUUCCCAACUUUCCAGACCGCAAAGAUGGAAGACACCACGUUCAACAAGCUGAAUAUAAGGAUCGGGUACCCUUACCUGUACUCUCAUCAAGGAGACUGUGAACAUGUGGUCAUCUUUACUGACAUUAGAUUGGCCCAUCGGGAUGACUGCCUGGACCAGACGCUGUUCCCACUCCUCACCCACAAGCACAGGGUCAUCACCCGGAAGUGUGCUGUGUGCCACCUGUACAUCAGCAGGUGGAUAACCACCAAUGACCAAUUAGCCCCUAUGGACCCCUGCCUGUUCUGUGAUGUGUGCUUCCGAAUGCUGCACUACGACAGCCAGGGAAACAAGAUUGGAGAUUUCCUGGCUUACCCCUAUGUGGAUGCAGGCGCAUUCAACUGACAGCUAUGUUCAUAGGCACAAGCUGUACAUUACAUUUUUCUGGCUGCUAUGCAGUGUGAAAGUGUUUUUUGUUUUGUUUGGGUAAUUCUUGCAUCUAAAAUUGGCAUGAAACAUUUUAUGUGCACAUUUGUAUUAAAAUGUAAUAAACACAAAAUGACAAGAAUGUUAUUUUAAUGAUUUCAGCAUGAUGAUCUGAACCCUGAGGUGAUGGCAGUAUAUUUCGUAUCAGUGGUUGCAGAGACAUGAAGUGGUCCAUUCCUAAUAAAGCCUGUGAAUGAGGUUCUCAGUGAAUCUAAGCUGUGGUAAUCAAAGGAAACGUUUCUUUGUUCUACACUUGUUAAAUCCUUUACAUCCAAGUUCAGUUUUUCAGUUAAUUUCAGGUAUGAAAUUAAAAUGUACAAAUGCUGGUUACGCUGCAGAAGUCGCAGUGGCUGUAUUCAAAACCGCCUACUGCAUACUGUGUACUGCGUACUACACAAGUA
This is a messenger RNA of Megalops cyprinoides (Indo-Pacific tarpon), 1633 nucleotides long. It is a transcript of the gene snapc3, whose product is annotated as small nuclear RNA activating complex, polypeptide 3. Gene Ontology annotation, molecular function: bent DNA binding; RNA polymerase III type 3 promoter sequence-specific DNA binding; RNA polymerase II cis-regulatory region sequence-specific DNA binding. Bases 6 to 1151 code for a protein of 381 amino acids. Gene Ontology annotation, biological process: snRNA transcription by RNA polymerase II; snRNA transcription by RNA polymerase III. Lineage: Eukaryota; Metazoa; Chordata; Actinopteri; Elopiformes; Megalopidae. Gene Ontology annotation, cellular component: snRNA-activating protein complex. The record is from RefSeq and is a predicted model, not a curated record. The transcript has 9 exons.